Molecule: messenger RNA, 3513 nt
Organism: Megalops cyprinoides (Indo-Pacific tarpon)
Lineage: Eukaryota; Metazoa; Chordata; Actinopteri; Elopiformes; Megalopidae
Product: rho family-interacting cell polarization regulator 2-like
Exons: 23
Coding region: 192-3446 (1084 amino acids)
Source: RefSeq, a predicted model, not a curated record
GUGGAGGCUCUUGUACAGUCAUCUCCGUGCAGUGAGAAGACACGUUGUAGCAGCCUGUGCCUCUCCUCUGAGGCUGAAGCUGGGAGAUAGGUGGUCCGUCUUUCUCAGGAGAUCACCCCGAGGGAUCUGGUUUCACUGACAGGGGUUCCCCAUUCCAGAAACUGCCAUUUGACUCAAAAGGAGUGGUCAUCAUGUCUGAGAUUGCUGAGGAUGACCUAAACGUCGUGAUACGAGGGGAAGCAGAGGAUGUCUUCUUAGAAGGUUCCUCCCACUACCCAGAGGUCAUGGCAGCUGUCCCCCACUCUCCUGGGGGCCCCAAUGGCAUCAUCCGGAGCCAGUCCUUCGCUGGCUUUAGCACCCUACAGGAGAAGCGCUCAAGAUGCAACUCUUUCAUAGGAAACUCUCUUGUGCUGAAGAAGCCCCAGGCCAAGCCAAAGAAGACACAACUGUCGGGCCAUAAAGGCGGCAGCAACAGCUCCCGUGAGCCACAACCGAAGAGGGUGGAAGAGGUGUACAGGGCACUGAAACAAGGCCUGGUUGAAUAUUUGGAGGUGCACCAGGUCGAGCUGGACAAGCUCACUUCCUUGACGAAAGACAUGCAGAGGAACUCCAGGCUGGGGGUGUUGUACGAUCUUGACAAGCAAAUCAAGACAUUGGAGAGGUACAUCCGCCGGCUGGAGUUCCACAUGAGUAAGGUGGAUGAGCUGUAUGAAGCCUUCUGCAUCCAGAGGCACCUGCGGGACGGAGCCUGCAAGAUGAAGCAGGCCUUCUCCACCUCACACUCCUCCAGGAGCUCCCGUGAGAGCCUGGCUGAAGUCAACCGCCGCUACAAGGAGUACAGCGAGAAUAUGAGCACUUUUGAAAGUGAGCUGGAGAACCUGCUGGGGGAGUUCCACAUUAAAAUGAGAGGUCUGGCUGGCUUUGCUCGACUCUGUUCAGGAGACCAGUAUGAGGUGUUCAUGCGUUACGGGCGCCAGCGCUGGAAGCUGAAGGGCCGGAUUGAGGGGAACUCCAGGCAGAGCUGGGACGGGGAGGAGAUGGUGUUCACUCCCCUCAUCAUCGACCUCAUUUCCAUCAAGGUUUCUGAACUGAAAGGUCUGGCCAAUCACAUCCUGGUGGGCAGUGUCAUCUGUGAAACCAAGGACCUCUUUACAGCCAUGCCACAGCUGGUUGCUGUGGAUGUCAAUGACCUGGGCACCAUCAAACUCAACCUGGAGGUUGCUUGGUAUCCGUUUGAUGCGGAAGACCUGACUCUUUCCUCUGGGAACUUGUCCAAGGCAGCUGCCCUGCAGAGACGGGUAUCUGUGUACAGCCAGGACACCCCUGAAACUCCCAUCUUCCAGGAGUCCCCCUACUUUAGCUGGCACACCCCCCAGCAGGACGGCCAGCACCCCUCAUUCCUCCACACCCUGCGCGACACCUUCUUACAGAAGAUGAGGCGCAGCCGCUCGCUGGCCGACCUCCCCACGCUGCGAAUGCGCCCCACGUCCAGCCUGGAGGUCUACUCAACCCUGCCUGAUGAUGUGUUCGAGAACGGGGGGUGUGGUGUCACCGAGUGCAAGCAACUGUUCUUCACCUUCUCUGACACACCCCAGUCCAGCCCUCUCACCCUCCCUGGGCGACCCAAUCCUGCGAUCAUGGUCACGCCGCCGGAAAAUGACUGCCAGUCUCUGCAGUCCGAGAGCAUGGAGGAUGGCAGGCCACAGAGAGACGGGGACGAAGAAGAUGGGGUGGAAGAGGAGGAUGAGGAGGAGGAGGAAGAGGGGAGCAUUAGCAUCAGCCUGGCCAGUGAGGCUGAUGGCGAGUGGGAAGAGCAGGCGGAAAGCCUACAGAACGGAUCUGCUUCACAGGGCUCUGACCGGCUCUCAACCACCGACGUCUUCCUCGACCAUGUUGUGUCUGAUGCCCUCCUGCAGGACGAGGGCUCGGACCUGAAGCCCGUGGAACUGGAAGCAGAAGAGGGCAACCUGACCAAGCAGCUGGUGCGGAGGCUGACAUCGGGGGAUGUGCUACUGGACCCUGCGCGGCCGGAAGGAGCCCUGGGCUGGGGCAGCAGUCUGGAGGAGGCCUUCCACGGCCUGCUGCUGACACUGGAGGGCCUGCAGGAGAAGAGCAAGGAGCUGCAGGAGCUGGAGCAGGAGGUCCUGCAUCUAGAGGACGUGCUGAAGAGCAGAGCUCCCGCCCACAGGAGCAGAUCUUCCAGUCUCAGUCUGACAGUGGAGAGUGCUUUAGAGAGCUUCGACUUCCUCAACACCUCAGACUUUGAUGACGAUGACACAGGUGACGAUGACCUCCCUAACUCAGGCUUCUUCAGCACAGAGUCAGAGAGAAUCGGGGCAGGCCAGCACCCGGAGGCCAGGGGCCAUCUGAGUGAGGCUCUAACGGAGGACACGGGAAUGGGGAACAGCGUGGCUGGCACCCCCCUUCCCCUCACCACCGGGAGCGAGAGCCUGGACAUUGCUGUCACCAGACACCUGCAGUACUGCUGCCACCUCAUCCAGCUCCUGUCCAGUGGUGGAAGCCCCUCCCAUGUCAGAGCUCAGCUCCAUAAAAUCUCCUCUCAAAGCCAGCUUCUAGAGGAGCUGGGAGAGAUCUGCACUGACCGGCUAGGGACCAUCUGCACACCUGCUGAUGUGCUCCCGGGACUGGCCGAGAGGCCUGCUCUGCUCCUCUUCUGGUCCCAGCUCAGUGGUCCAGGCAGUCCAUUUCACAGCACCCUGGACAGAGCACUGAAACACCUGCAGCACAACUAUACUGAAGUCUUGCAGGAGAAACACCUCAAGUCUGCAGACACGGUAUUUCGGCUGGUGAUCAGUGAGAUGGUGGACAGGAGUGAGCUGGCCUCCCCCUGCCCUUCACCCUCUGCCCUGUACCAGGAUGUCCUCACCGUGUUCCAGUUCCACAACUACGUGUGCGCGCACGACGUGCACAGCAUGGAAGAGCACUUUCUCCAGGUGGCCAGGGAAGUGGACUUUGUGGCAGGGCUGCGCUCUGGUGACCCAGUGUGGACACUGAGGGAACUGCAGGAGGUCCAGGCCUCCAGCCUUUGGCCCCAGGAAGAGACUCUGAGGGCCCUCGCCACACUCCUGGUGGCAGAUGACCCCCAGCUCAGACAGUCUGUAGCCACCUUCCUCACUUCAGCUGCCACCCAUUCUUCCUUCAGAGCAAAGGCGGUGGAUUGCUACAUUCAGGCCCUGUCGGAAGCAGGGGUUCAGACUCAGAGAGAAGCCUGUGUCGCUCUUGGCUGCUUACAGGCCAGUGAGGGCAUUGAGGCGGUGGUGUCCCUGUGCAACUCAGCCGAUGAAGAACUCCGUCAAGUUGCCAUAGAAACCUUGCUUACCUUCGGUGAAGAAGGGCAACUGGCCUAUGAACAGCUGGACACAGUUCCCAGGGAAAUGGUACAUCUGGGCUCACGACGAGGGAACGCCAUCACCACUGCCCUUUGAGGGGCCCAUCACUGCUGGCACACUUUGGAGGGCCCAUCAGGGGAGGCUCCAGCCUAGCGUAGCUGCA